This is a messenger RNA of Emiliania huxleyi CCMP1516, 869 nucleotides long. RefSeq lists its product as hypothetical. NCBI's taxonomy places the organism in Eukaryota, Haptophyta, Isochrysidales, Noelaerhabdaceae. The record is from RefSeq and is a predicted model, not a curated record. The transcript has a single exon. The annotation marks the transcript as partial.
GCGGGCUGGGCGGUGGCGGCGAGGGUGGCGGCGGCGAGGGCGGUGGUGGCGAGGGAGGCGGCGGCGACGGCGGCGGAGGCGAGGGCGGCGGCGGGCUCGGCGGAGGCGGGCUGGGUGGCGGCGGUGAGGAUGGCGGCGGCGAGGAGGGUGGCGGCGAUGGCGGCGGAGGCGACGGUGGUGGUGGCCACGGAGGCUGCGGCGACGGCGCCGGAGGCGAGGGCGGCGGCGGGCUCGGCGGGGGCGGGGUAGGUGGCUGCGGAGGCGAGGGCGGUGGCGGGCUCGGCGGAGGCGGGCUGGGCGGCGGCGGUGAGGGAGGCGGCGGCGAGGGGGGUGGCGGCGAGGGAGGAGGCGGCGACGGCGGCGGAGGCGAGGGCGGCGGCGAGCUCGGUGGAGGUGGGCUGGGCGGCGGCGGUGAGGGUGGCGGCGGCGAGGGCGGUGGCGGCGAGGGAGGAGGCGGUGAGGGUGGCGGAGGCGAGGGCGGCGGCGGGCUCGGCGGAGGUGGGCUGGGCGGCGGCGGUGAGGGUGGCGGCGGCGAGGGCGGUGGUGGCGAGGGCGGUGGAGGCGACGGUGGUGGUGGCGACGGAGGCUGCGGCGACGGCGGCGGAGGCGAGGGCGGCGGCGGGCUCGGCGGGGGCGGGGUAGGUGGCUGCGGAGGCGAGGGCGGUGGCGGGCUCGGCGGAGGCGGGCUGGGCGGCGGCGGUGAGGGAGGCGGCGGCGAGGGGGGUGGCGGCGAGGGAGGAGGCGGCGACGGCGGCGGAGGCGAGGGCGGCGGCGGGCUCGGCGGAGGUGGGCUGGGCGGCGGCGGUGACGGUGGCGGCGGCCAGGGCGGUGGUGGCGAGGGCGGCGGAGGCGAGGCGCGGCGAACGUGA